Messenger RNA from Entamoeba dispar SAW760, 2619 nucleotides. RefSeq lists its product as uncharacterized. The record is from RefSeq and is a predicted model, not a curated record. NCBI's taxonomy places the organism in Eukaryota, Evosea, Mastigamoebida, Endamoebidae. The transcript has a single exon. The coding region runs from base 1 to 2619 and encodes 872 amino acids.
AUGGUGAUCACAAGUGUGACGCCACUAAUUGGAAUAUUUUUUUUUAUAUGUCUAACGAAUGGGUGUCAAUGUGUUAUUUAUUCUGAUACUCAAAAAUUAGAUAAAGAAUGUACUUAUAGUGGAGAUGGAUGUGAUUAUAUAUUAUAUGGAGAUUGGGAAACAAAGUUUCAAGGGAAUAAUGUUCUUUCAUUUGGUAAAUUAUUUAUUUAUUCAAGUGUAACAUUAACAUCACAAUACCUUAUGAUUUUUACAUCAGUUGAACUUAAUUCGAAUGUUUUAUUAACAGUAAAUGGAAAUAUACAAAUUGAAAGUACAAUAACAAUUAAUAAAGGAGCAAAAAUUAUUGCGAAUGGACAGUGGCAUAUACUUGGUUCAAUGAUUAUUUAUCCAAAUAAUGACAAUGUUCCAUUAUUCGAAGGAUGGAAAUGUAAUAGUUUACAACUAGAUAAAAAAAAGUUUAAUAUUAUUGUUCCAACUUCAUUUAAUGGAUGUAUUGAUAUAUUUUCAUUAAUAGAUUCAUCUAUAUUAAAUACUGAUUCUAGUUCAAAUAAUUAUUUAUCAACUGAUUUUCCUAUUCUUGACAAUACCAUUCAAUUAGUUAGUAAUCAACGUCUUAUUCGAUAUUGUUCUUCUUCGAUUUCAUUUGAUUAUUCAGUGAAAUGUCAUAUGAAUGGAACAAUAUAUAAAUCAUCAUUGUCUUUAUCAGAUUAUUCGUAUCCUUUUACUUUUCCUCAUUGCCCAUGUGAAGAAUUAAAUAAAGAGUGUUCUUUAAUAAUAGAUGUUGAUUAUGUUGACUUUCAAUUAAUGAAUUUACCAAAUACAAAUAUUUAUUCAUCACAUUCUUUAAUUAUUCUUUCAUUAAUAAAAAUUAGAGAGCUAUACUUCUAUUGUAUUAAAUGUUCUAUUAAAAUUCAAAUAAUUAAAGAAUGUAAUUUUAUUCUAUUUGGUAAUGGAAUACAAUUAUUUGAUGUACAUUCUUCAAAUUUUUUUAGUAUUCAAUUUACUUACAACUAUACUUCAUUCAUUAAUACAUUAAGUAUUGAUAGUUUUUUUAAAGGUGGACAAGCAAAACUUACUAUUUCUGAUAAUGCAGUUGUUGAGUCAAUCCUCUCUUUAAAGAAUAUUAAUUUGACAAUUGAGUCAUUAAAAGAAGUUGUUGUUUUAAUAAAAUCAAUAAAUUCAUCAAUUAAAUCAAUAUCUGGAAAAUAUGUUCUUAUUACAAACACUCCUAUGAUUAUUAAUCAAAACCAAUCAACAAAUAACUGUUAUGUCAUUGAAUGUGUCAAUGAAAUUUGUUAUUGUCUUGUUUGUUUUGAAAAAUAUAAAAUAGUGAACAAAAUAUGUAUUAAAGAUGAUGAUAUUCCUUCAGGUUUUGAUUUAAUUCAAAGUAUUUAUUCUAAUUGUAUUUGGGAUCUUUUUAAUAUAAAAACAAAUGAAAGAAUUUGUAUAUUAUGUGAAUCUGGAUAUAUUCUUUAUGAAGGAAAUUGUUUAAUAGAAUCAGAUUGUUUAGUUGCUAUUGUUAAUAGAUGUGUUCAAUGUUCUUUUGGGUAUUUAAAUCCAUCAUUUAAAUGUCAAGGAUGUAGUGAUAAUAAUUGUGAGUUUUGUACAAAUACAAAAUGUUUAGAAUGUUCAUUUCAUUCUUAUAUUAAUCAAGAAGACUGUGUUUUUGAUUCAAAUAAACAAAAUAAAUUUGAAUGUAAAGAUGGCUAUUAUUUAUCAUUUAAUAAAUGUAUUUCUUGUUUAUCUUUUGAUUCUCAUUGUAUUUUAUGUGAGAAAGGGAGAUGUAAAAGAUGUGAAAAUGGAUAUUUCAUUAGUGAUGGAAAAUGUGUAUUAGAACAAAACUGUAAUAUAAUACAAAAUGGUAUAUGUCAAGGAUGUAGUGAAAAUAAAGUACUUGAUAUUAAUCAUCGUUGUGUUGAACCAAUUGAUAAUUGUGUUUUAUAUAAUGGAAAUGAAUGUAUUAAAUGUGAAGAUUUAAUGUAUUUUGAUGGAAUUUCAUGUAAUUUUAGAGAUAGGUAUUGUCAAAAAUAUUAUCAAGGAAUGCCAUGUAGAAGAUGUAAAGAUAAAUAUUAUCUGACAAAACAAAAUAUGUGUAGUGUUUGUGAAAAUUGUCAAACAUGUUCAUCAGAAAAUUAUUGUUUAACAUGUAAUUCUACUUCAUUUUUAUCCAACCACAAAUGUAAAUCAAAUAAUGAAUUAAUUGGAAAAUGUAGUAUUUUUACUCCUACAGGUGGAUGUUCAUUAUGUAAAGAUGGUUAUUUUUUAAAUGAAUUUGAUUGUAUCAAAUGUCCUAUUGAAUGUAAAACAUGUUUUUAUGAACAUUGUUUGACAUGUGCUGAUGAUUGUUAUCAACAUUAUAAUGGAAGUUGUUUACCAAAAAAUACACUACAAGGAUGUGCAGUAGAAAUUACUCAAUUUGGUUGUACACAAUGUAAAGAUGGAUUUUUUCAUGACAUUAAUAUAUGCAAACAAUGUAAUAAAACAUGUCGUACUUGUAACGAAUAUAAUGAAUGUACUUCCUGUAAUGAAGAGUUAGUAUUUAGCAGAUCAAGAUGUAUUUCAUUAGAGGGAAUUAAUCAUUGUAAAAUUAUUCUUCAAAUCAAAAUGUCAAAAAUGUAG